AUGCAAUUUGUUAAUGCAAAACAAGCCUAUGCUUUUAUAAAUGCAGACAACUUUUUGGAUAGGUUUGUAUGCACUGAAUGGUAUGCGUCGAAUCUAUAUAAACCUUUUGUGGCCAAGACUAUUGACAAUAUUACCAAGUUCUAUCCAUUGCAAAGUGCACAGAUACCUUUUAACCCAGAUUGGAACGACAUUUCUUUCGCCUCUAUUACGGGCGCAAAAAAUGACAUCAAAAUGGACAACAUUGCCUUCAUCCUUACACCUAAUACAAUUGCAAAGUGUAUAUCAUCUAGUUAUCGUAUUGCUUUUGUUCUUGAUUUUAGUCAAUCUAUGUUUACUCCAAUGGCGAGUGGAUCUUGCUACCUUAAUACUGCAGUUAAAUGUGUCGAAUCUAUUUUCUUCAAAUUAUCGGCAUUUGUUGACCACCUCGAAUUUUCUGAAAGUCGUUUUGUUAUACCUACUCCAUUGAUACGCCUUACAACUGUUGCAGUUACCCCAGACGCAAGAUGUUGCAUUUUGCUUCAUGCUUGGAAAUUAAACCAUUCAGAAGUCAGGUCUAAAAUAAAUCAGAUAUCAAGGAAACUCUUUAAGCUAGAACAACUUUGGGCCCAUUCGCCUGCUUGCAGCAAGACAUGUACUCAAAAAAGAGCAUCGUCUCAGUUGAUAGAUCUUCUGAGAAGUGGCGCCGUUUCCGUUUCACUUAUGCAGGCUGAUUCUGCUUUAAGUUCAAUUAUAAUUCUUACUGAUGGUUGCUUUGCAAUGUCCGACAUGAAUGAUCUUGAUCGAAGUAUGUCUCAUCUCAGAGCUGCUGAGAUCCAAUGCUCCUUUAUCCUCUUAUCUUCUUUUGACCUUGAUAUGUCUUCAUACAACCCUUUCCAACAGGAAGGACUAGGGUUAUCCUUAGCCUUAUCCAGUGGAGCCCACCUCCCCCACACUGAUUUAUGUCGUUUUGUCUCACAUGCGACGAUUGGCUUUUGCAUAAGUACUUAUUCUGAUAAAUGGAAGCAAAUAUUAAAUGAGAAAAUAGUCCUAAAUGCUUGGAAUAGCGUACAUGAUCUUGUUCUCUCGUCUGAGUUAAUGGAUGCAAGAAUGCAUUCCCUAUCCUCAGAAGGGGAUUUACAUUGGAUGUCGAUUGACGAAAUAGAACCGUACACCAAGCUUAUAAUUUCCCCCUUUCGAACUGUAUUUGCAGCAAGAAUCAGGGAUGGUUAUCGCCUUAGAUCUGUUUCUAAUAUUGUUUUAAGUCCAGCUAAAUCUAAAAAGCCAUCUGAUACCCAAUCUCCUGCUCUCACCGAACUGAUUGGAUCACCUAGGGAAGAUGAUCGCGCAAAUCACGAUACUUCACAAAGAUUAUUUCAGAUUGAACUGGUAUUGGCCUGGAAGCCGGGCAUAAUCUUUCGAUAUUUCAUUACAGGCAGUUGGCCUUUGCAUCGUUUUGCUCUUCCCAAUGCCAAGUCUAAUCUAAGUACUCUGCAAUCUGGAGAAGAGAAGUUGCACUAUUCGUGUAAUACAGAAGAUGAAUCUGACUUGCUCAAUUUAGCACCAAAUGAGCUCUCCUUGCUUCUCAAAGGGACACAUUGUAGAGUGCAAAUGAAGCUUAACGCUAACUACUCUUUCUUGCAUGAUGUCACUUGUUUGCGCAAACUGCCCGUUAGAAGUCAUUUCAGAGUCUCCAUUAUAAAUCGAUUUGUAUUUCAUUUCCGCUUAUUGAAUCUCGUUGAUCGUUGUCUUGAAGAUGUUUCAUCUGUCUCUAAUUUAUCAGAUUAUUUAUGUGUUCCAGAACAAUACCGAGAUGGUAUUUUGCCAGUUUUCCUUAUCACUCAGUUGUCGGGGGGGCAGCAAGUUAUUCAACCCACAAGUGUGUUUCAACAUAACUCUAUUGCCCCCAAAUCUAUUCGAACUAAAUCCGGUGAAAGUGAAUCUGUAGAUCAUAAUUCCAUCACUGUUGACCGCUUUAUAGAUGCAUGGCGUUUUCUAUUUGAUCUUGAUACAGCUCAAUGCUACAGAUGGUUGCAUAUAAAGACGAUAUUUGCCAUUUUAGAACAUGACUCUCCUUUGCCAGCAAAUCUUCAUAUUCCUUUAGACGGGAAGCAAUAUACAGCAACUCUUCUUUGUCGGCAGGCGCUUUCCCAAGUUCAUUCAUUUUUGUCUACUUGGUGUAGUUUUGUUCUUCUGGAGAACCACACUUAUGUAUGUUUGAAUAUAGACGAGAGAGUGAAAACUUUUGUUGCUAAUUCUAAAGCACAAUUCAUUUCUUCCACUGGAGUCGAUACUAACGUUCACUUAGACACUAGCAAGAAUCCUCUUCCUUUUAAUCAUUAUUUUUCCUUUAUUCGCUUGGAGAUGCGCCUGGCAGAGCUGAAGUUUUCAGAGUUAUUUAUUCGUAUUGCUUUUGUUGCUGGCACUCCAGCCUAUCUUCGAAGAAUGUUUGUCCAGAUUUUGACUAAUGAAUUACGCACCCUUAGAUUUCCGCAGCGUGGACGCCAAGCUAUACCCAAGUCUCGUCAUAAAUCGGGAGCCGCUCCUAAGCGUGCGUUGGAAACAUUGAGUCAACUUCCUCCUCUUCAACGAUCUUGGGAGGAGACUCCUUGUUGCACACUUUUUAAGUGCCGACUAGAUCGUCUGAUAUUAGAACGGGGUUCAUUCACUAAAGUAGUACCUUUAAAGCGUCCAAAGCUUUCCCCUCUUAUUACUUCUGCUGGCCAUCUAGAAAAUAAUUGUUUAAACAAGUUUUUGUCUAAUUCUGAUGAACAUGGACCUUCCACUACUCUAACUUCACAAGGUCAGGUGACUGCUUAUGAAUCUUACGAGGAGAAUGUUUCUAAACUCCUGUACCAACACUUAUAUCGAAAUGUGUGUGUCUGGUGUGUCAAGUCGUCUCAGACUCUUCAGAUGAUGUUCUCCAGUUUGGUUAGCUUGCGCCUCCAGGAGGGCUUUCAUUUUGCUAGGGCUGGCCCACAACCUGGAUUCACUAAUCUUGUGACUGAAGUCUACAUUGCUCCGACUUCGAAUUCAUCAGAUCUGGCUCCUCAAUCAUGUUUAGUUCAGUAUCUCCUGUACCCAAUUUGGCCCACUUCUAGAGUUUCACGUCCCCAUGAGUCUCAAUUUAUAGCGAGCCAGAAUUCGACCACAAUAAGCAUUCAUUCGUCUGAAAUACCUGAUUCUACAUCCUUUGUGGUGCAGGUCGCCAUUGAGCUAUGGAUUGAGCCAAAAGAUGGACAUAUGACUGGUCUAUCUCCCCAGAACGCUUACUGGAAUGGAGCCGAAUAUACCGAACUUGCCGGUCGGAUCUUUGAGCUCGAUCGGACCACUCUUUCUGUUUACUCUUCAUUUGAUUUAUUUUGUCCAAGCAACCAAUUGCAGCAGAAACAGCAUCAAGUUUCACGGAGAUCCUCUGACCCAACAAUUCGCUCAGUUGGCUUUUGCCAAUUGCAUACAGCGUCUGCUUUCCAUCAAUCAGGACUGGAUGCCUCUAUUCUUGGUGGAGAGAUCGGUGCUUCAUUCAUUCCAACGAGUUUCUCUUGCUUGGCUCGUUUAUCGCCUCGAUUUACACUUCUUUUAUCCUUUUCCCUCAUUUGUGAUUCAGCUAAUUCCUUAUCACCGGGCCCAAUGUGCGAGACAGUUGGUUCAGGUCUCAUAGAUCAGAUAUGCGAACAACUUCUUAACUGUUACCAAGCUAUGGAGCUGACUAUUGGGGAUGGUGAUCAACUAGAAUUUUCCCGACAUCUUGCUAUUAAUAAUUCAACAUUUCCAUCACUUAUACCUCCACUUCACUCCGAAAUGUCUGCCAUGCCUACAGAAUCUCAAAUACCCGGGUCCAAAUAUGCUUCCCAUCUUAAUUCAGUGCUGACCAAUUGUAGUUCACUGAAGUGGCGAUUUUUCGUUUUACCAAAGGAUGCUCUUCAUCGCUUCGCUGGUCUCAAUUCUUCAGGUGACGGCAACCUCCUGGAUUCGGAUACCACUCUUUACACCAUUAUCGCCAUACCUACGAAUUUUUCGAAUUCUAAUAAAGUGAGUUUGCAUAUCUAA
Protopolystoma xenopodis is the source of this 4026-nucleotide messenger RNA. Lineage: Eukaryota; Metazoa; Platyhelminthes; Monogenea; Polystomatidea; Polystomatidae. The record is from the annotation of a GenBank genome assembly.